This is a messenger RNA of Oppia nitens, 1233 nucleotides long. RefSeq names its product E3 ubiquitin-protein ligase synoviolin A-like. Bases 85 to 1170 code for a protein of 361 amino acids. The transcript has 6 exons. Lineage: Eukaryota; Metazoa; Arthropoda; Arachnida; Sarcoptiformes; Oppiidae. The record is from RefSeq and is a predicted model, not a curated record.
AGUUUUAAACGGAGUAAUCAAAUCAUAAAAUUAUUUAGACAUCAAAAUUGUAUUAUCACCUAAAGGUCUCCUCAGUCAACGUCAAUGCAAAUGAAGUUAUAUUACUUGUUGGUCAUCAAUACAAUUAUCACAUGUAUAGUCGUAUACAAUGCUUAUGCACUUAAAAGACAAUUUUAUCCGACAGUCGUUUACAUUGCAAAAUCAAAACCAAGUCUUUUGGUGCUAUAUAUUGAAGCUUUAUUGGUGUUAGUAGUAUAUAUAAAAUUGGUGUCCAAACUAUUGUUUGGUAGCAUUACUGCCAAUGAAAGAGAACAAUUAUAUGAACGCAUUGGUCCGGUAUUUGUCGACACUUGUAUCACAUUUGCUGUGUUUAGUCAAUCAAAUGCAAACACAUUUUAUUCAAGACUUUUAUGUCUAUUCAUUGUUAAGAAUCUGCAUUUUAUGACACAUUUGAGACUUCAGACAAUGUCUACCGUCGAUCACUUGUCAUAUCAAUCUCAUCAAAGAUUCAUUGGUGUAAUGUUAUAUUUGUGGACAAUAGAUGUCUGGCAGAUAUCCAUGUCGUGGAUGCGGAUCAAUAAGUCCGGCCUAUCUAUAGAAGCGCUUUACUUAUUUGAGUAUUCAAUACUUGGAUUGUCUUUAAUUAAUAUAUUCCUCGAGUAUAUCAUCGAAUGCAUUGAAAGACAAAACGGAGAGAACAGUUGGGAUGAAAAAGUUGUUUAUUUCGAUACCAUUAGUAUUGUCAUAUCAACCAUCAAAUUAGUACUUCAUUUAGUAAUGAUUGCAAUUUUGAUCAAAAUGAAAAUUAUGCCAAUUUUUCUAAUUAGACCUCUGGUUAUUACUUAUAGAAAUGCAAAGACUUGUUUCUGGAGAGCCGUUCAAUCACAUCAAGCAAUCAAUCGAUUGAAUUUGUUUCCCAAUCCUAAAGCCGAUGAUCUGGUGGUCGACAAUAUGUGUGCCGUUUGUCGCGAUGAGAUCAAGACUACAGAAUCGGCAAAACGAUUGUUUUGUAAACAUAUGUUUCAUAUUAUAUGUCUGAAGAAUUGGCUCAGAAGACAACAGUCGUGUCCCACUUGUCGUUCAAAUGUAAUGAAUAUGAGACCAACACAAGUGGCACAACAACAACACAAUGGACUACAAGAGCAGAGACCACAAGAUAUUCAUAAUUAAGUGUCAAUUGAAUCAAAAAAGCAAUGAAAAGAAAGCAUUGAAAGUCUAAAAUGUUUGAAUAAA